Messenger RNA from Echinops telfairi (small Madagascar hedgehog), 5095 nucleotides. It is a transcript of the gene UNC13A, whose product is annotated as unc-13 homolog A. Gene Ontology annotation, cellular component: terminal bouton; synaptic vesicle membrane; plasma membrane. Gene Ontology annotation, biological process: dense core granule priming; synaptic vesicle maturation; synaptic vesicle priming. Bases 1 to 5058 code for a protein of 1685 amino acids. The record is from RefSeq and is a predicted model, not a curated record. The transcript is spliced from 42 exons. Lineage: Eukaryota; Metazoa; Chordata; Mammalia; Afrosoricida; Tenrecidae. Gene Ontology annotation, molecular function: calcium ion binding; calmodulin binding; syntaxin-1 binding.
AUGCCAGGCAAACAGUAUAAUCGUGCCCCCUCCCCUGAGGAACCGGAAGCUUUAGCGGGAGGGAAGUGCAAGUACACGCGCGCUCGAGACCGGCUGAGCGCUCAGAUCUGCAGCCAGGCCGCGCACUUCGCCUGGACCUACUGUGUGCCGUCUCUGUCUCUCUCUACUCUGUCCUCCACCUCCCGUCCCUGCCCCUUCCUAUCUCUGUCUCUCUCCACAGUCAAAAAAGCCAAGUUUGAUGGUGCCCAAGAGAAGUUCAACACAUACGUGACCUUGAAGGUGCAGAAUGUCAAGAGCACCACCAUCGCGGUCAGGGGCAGCCAGCCCAGCUGGGAGCAGGACUUCAUGUUUGAGAUUAACCGCUUGGACUUGGGGCUGACUGUGGAGGUGUGGAACAAGGGGCUCAUCUGGGACACGAUGGUGGGCACCGUGUGGAUCCCACUGCGGACCAUCCGCCAGUCCAACGAGGAGGGGCCUGGAGAGUGGCUGACCCUGGACUCCCAGGUCAUCAUGGCGGACAAUGAGAUCUGUGGUACCAAAGACCCCACCUUCCACCGGAUUCUCCUCGACACCCGCUUCGAGCUGCCUUUAGACAUCCCGGAGGAGGAGGCACGCUACUGGGCCAAGAAGCUGGAGCAGCUGAACGCCCUGAGGGACCAGGACGAGCUGGCCUUUCUCUCUGGCAACUGGAAUUAUUUUGGCUGGGGUGAGCAGCAGAAUGAUGAUCCCGACAGUGCAGUGGACGAUCGGGACAGCGACUACCGAAGCGAGACCAGCAACAGCAUCCCGCCCCCGUAUUACACCACAUCCCAACCCAACGCUUCCGUCCACCAGUAUUCCGUCCGCCCACCGCCCCUGGGCUCCCGGGAAUCCUACAGUGAUUCCAUGCACAGUUACGAAGAGUUCUCAGAGCCUCGGGCGCUGAGCCCCACGGGCAGCAGCCGCUACGCCUCGUCCGGGGAGCUGAGCCAGGGCAGCUCACAGCUGAGCGAGGACUUUGACCCGGAGGACCAGAGCCUGCAGGGCUCCGAGCUGGAGGACGAGCGUGACCGGGACUCCUACCACUCGUGCCACAGCUCGGUGAGCUACCACAAGGACUCCCCGCGCUGGGACCAGGACGAGGAGGAGCUGGAGGAGGACUUGGAGGAUGAUCUGGAGGACUUCCUGGAGGAGGAAGAACUGGAAGAGUUGGAGGAGGAGGAGCUGGAGGAGGAGGAGGAGGUGCCCGAGGAUAUUGAGCCGCUGGCUCGGGGCGGCUACUCGGAACGGGAGGAGCCGGCUGUGACUGAGUCCAAGGACUUCAAGCGCAUCAGCCUCCCGCCGCCGGCCACCCCUGAGAAGGACAAGGCUGCAGCCGCGCCGACCGACACCUCUGGAGGGGCCAAGGCAGUCCCAGAGCCCGUGGUGCCUGAGGAGGGGCCUCCAGAUGUAGGGAUCCCUGAGCCUGAGCCCCACAAAGCAGAGGAGAGUUUUAGGCCACAGGAUGAGGAGGGGCAGGACUCCAUGUCCAGGGCCAAGUCCAACUGGCUUCGAGCCUUCAACAAGGUGCGGAUGCAACUACAGGAGGCCCGGGGAGAAGGAGAGCUGUCGAAAUCCCUCUGGUUCAAAGGCGGCCCCGGUGGUGGCCUCAUCAUCAUUGACAGCAUGCCUGACAUCCGCAAGAGGAAGCCCAUCCCCCUCGUGAGCGACCUGGCCAUGUCCCUGGUCCAGUCCAGGAAAGCGGGCAUCACCUCAGCCUUGGCCUCCAGCACGUUGAACAAUGAGGAGCUGAAAAACCACGUUUACAAGAAGACCCUGCAAGCCUUAAUCUACCCCAUCUCGUGCACGACACCGCAUAACUUCGAGGUGUGGACGGCCACCACCCCCACCUACUGCUACGAGUGUGAGGGGCUGCUGUGGGGCAUCGCGCGGCAGGGCAUGCGCUGCACCGAGUGCGGCGUCAAGUGCCACGAGAAGUGCCAGGACCUGCUCAACGCCGACUGCCUGCAGCGGGCGGCGGAGAAGAGCUCCAAGCACGGGGCGGAGGACCGCACGCAGAACAUCAUCAUGGUGCUCAAGGACCGCAUGAAGAUCCGGGAGCGCAACAAGCCCGAGAUCUUCGAGCUCAUCCAGGAGAUCUUCGCCGUGACCAAGACGGCGCACACGCAGCAGAUGAAGGCGGUCAAGCAGAGCGUGCUGGACGGCACGUCCAAGUGGUCGGCCAAGAUCAGCAUCACCGUCGUCUGUGCCCAGGGCUUGCAGGCAAAGGACAAGACGGGAUCCAGUGACCCCUAUGUCACCGUUCAGGUUGGGAAGACCAAGAAACGGACCAAAACCAUCUACGGGAACCUGAACCCGGUGUGGGAGGAGAACUUCCACUUUGAAUGUCACAACUCCUCGGACCGCAUCAAAGUGCGUGUCUGGGACGAGGAUGAUGACAUCAAAUCCCGAGUGAAGCAGAGAUUCAAGAGGGAAUCAGAUGACUUCCUGGGGCAGACCAUCAUCGAGGUGCGGACCCUCAGCGGCGAGAUGGAUGUGUGGUACAACCUGGACAAGCGAACGGACAAGUCGGCUGUGUCAGGCGCCAUCCGGUUGCACAUCAGUGUGGAGAUCAAAGGCGAGGAGAAGGUGGCCCCCUACCACGUCCAGUACACCUGUCUGCAUGAGAACCUAUUCCACUUCGUGACAGACGUGCAGAACAACGGGGUUGUGAAGAUUCCAGAUGCCAAGGGUGACGAUGCCUGGAAGGUGUACUACGAUGAGACAGCCCAGGAGAUCGUGGACGAGUUUGCCAUGCGCUAUGGUGUCGAGUCCAUCUACCAGAAUAACUUCCCAGCCAGCAGCCCGGAGAGACUCCAGGACCUCAAAUCCACCGUGGACCUUCUCACCAGCAUCACCUUUUUUCGGAUGAAGGUACAAGAACUCCAGAGCCCACCCCGAGCCAGCCAGGUGGUGAAGGACUGUGUGAAAGCCUGCCUCAACUCUACUUAUGAGUACAUCUUCAACAACUGUCACGAGCUCUACAGCCGGGAGUAUCAGACUGAUCCGGCCAAGAAGGGAGAGGUUCCCCCAGAGGAACAGGGCCCCAGUAUCAAGAACCUGGACUUCUGGUCCAAGCUGAUCACCCUCAUCGUGUCCAUCAUUGAGGAAGACAAGAAUUCCUACACUCCCUGCCUCAACCAGUUUCCCCAGGAGCUGAACGUGGGUAAAAUCAGUGCCGAAGUGAUGUGGAAUCUGUUUGCGCAGGACAUGAAGUAUGCCAUGGAAGAGCAUGACAAGCACCGCCUAUGCAAGAGUGCCGACUACAUGAACCUCCACUUCAAGGUCAAGUGGCUCUACAAUGAGUAUGUGACGGAGCUUCCCUCUUUCAAGGACCGUGUACCUGAGUACCCUGCGUGGUUUGAGCCCUUUGUCAUCCAGUGGCUUGAUGAGAACGAGGAGGUGUCCCGGGAUUUCCUGCACGGAGCCUUGGAGCGAGACAAAAAGGAUGGGUUCCAGCAAACCUCCGAGCAUGCCCUGUUCUCUUGCUCCGUGGUGGAUGUCUUCUCUCAGCUGAACCAGAGCUUUGAGAUCAUCAAGAAGCUGGAGUGCCCUGACCCUCAGAUUGUGGGGCACUACAUGAGGCGCUUUGCCAAGACCAUCAGCAAUGUGCUUCUCCAGUACGCCGACAUCAUCUCCAAGGACUUUGCCUGCUACUGCUCCAAGGAGAAGGAGAAAGUGCCCUGUAUCCUCAUGAACAACACUCAACAGCUACGAGUUCAGCUUGAAAAGAUGUUCGAAGCCAUGGGCGGGAAGGAGCUGGAUGCCGAGGCCAGUGACAUUUUGAAGGAGCUUCAGGUGAAACUCAACAACGUCUUGGAUGAGCUCAGCCGGGUGUUUGCUACCAGCUUCCAGCCGCACAUCGAAGAGUGUGUCAAGCAGAUGGGUGACAUCCUUAGCCAGGUGAAGGGCACAGGCAAUGUGCCAGCCAGUGCCUGCAGCAGCGUGGCCCAGGACGCUGACAACGUGCUCCAGCCCAUCAUGGACCUGCUGGACAGCAACCUGACCCUCUUUGCCAAAAUCUGCGAGAAGACGGUGCUGAAGCGGGUGCUGAAGGAGCUGUGGAAGCUGGUCAUGAACACCAUGGAAAAGACCAUCGUCCUGCCACCUCUCACUGACCAAACGAUGAUCGGGACCCUCUUGAGAAAACAUGGCAAGGGAUUAGAAAAGGGCAGGGUGAAAUUGCCAAGCCACUCAGACGGAACCCAGAUGAUCUUCAAUGCAGCCAAGGAACUGGGCCAACUGUCCAAACUCAAGGACCACAUGGUUCGAGAAGAAGCCAAGAGUUUGACCCCAAAGCAGUGUGCUGUCGUCGAGCUGGCUCUGGACACCAUCAAGCAAUACUUCCACGCAGGCGGCGUGGGCCUCAAAAAGACCUUUCUGGAGAAGAGCCCGGACCUGCAGUCCCUGCGCUACGCGCUGUCCCUCUACACACAGGCCACUGACCUGCUCAUCAAGACCUUUGUGCAGACGCAGGCAGCCCAGGGCUCGGGCGUGGACGAUCCAGUGGGUGAAGUGUCGGUCCACGUGGAGCUAUUCACACACCCCGGAACCGGCGAGCACAAAGUCACAGUGAAAGUGGUGGCUGCCAAUGACCUCAAGUGGCAGACUUCGGGCAUCUUCCGGCCAUUCAUCGAGGUCAACAUUAUUGGGCCCCAGCUCAGUGACAAGAAGCGCAAGUUUGCCACCAAGUCCAAGAACAACAGCUGGGCCCCCAAGUACAACGAGAGCUUCCAGUUCACCCUGAGCGCCGACACGGGCCCCGAGUGCUACGAACUGCAGGUCUGCGUCAAGGACUACUGCUUCGCCCGCGAGGACCGCACCGUGGGGCUGGCCGUGCUGCAGCUGCGCGAGCUGGCCCAGCGCGGGAGCGCCGCCUGCUGGCUGCCGCUCGGCCGCCGCAUCCACAUGGACGACACGGGCCUCACGGUGCUGCGCAUCCUGUCGCAGCGCAGCAACGACGAGGUGGCCAAGGAAUUCGUCAAGCUCAAGUCGGACACGCGCUCCGCCGAGGAGGGCGGUGCCGCGCCUGCGCCCUAGCGCGGGCCAGGUGGGCGACACUGCGCCUGCGUGGAGU